Artibeus jamaicensis (Jamaican fruit-eating bat) is the source of this 8436-nucleotide messenger RNA. Its product is annotated as deleted in malignant brain tumors 1 protein. Lineage: Eukaryota; Metazoa; Chordata; Mammalia; Chiroptera; Phyllostomidae. The transcript is spliced from 41 exons. The record is from RefSeq and is a predicted model, not a curated record. The coding region runs from base 33 to 7991 and encodes 2652 amino acids. Gene Ontology annotation, cellular component: membrane.
AAUUUUAUUCAAAGUGAGAAGAACCCAGCAAAAUGGGGAUCUCCAGAGUCAUCCUUGAGAUGUGUCUAUUGGGUCAAGUUCUGUCUUCAGCUUCUUCGAGUUCCACAGAGGAGCCCCCGACGAUGGCCACAGAAGGUUUCAGGACCCAAGGGAAUUUGGAUGUGAGGCUGGUGAAUGGAGGUGACCGCUGUCAGGGCCGGUUGGAGGUUCUCUACAAAGGCUCCUGGGGCACCGUGUGUGACGACGAUUGGGACAUCAAGGAUGCCAAUGUGGUGUGCAGGCAGCUGGGCUGUGGCUCAGCCACAUCGGCUCCAGGAAGUGCCCGGUUUGGACAGGGCUCAGACCCCAUUGUCUUGGACGAUGUGCGUUGCUCAGGGAAUGAGUCCUACCUGUGGAGCUGCCCACACCGAGGCUGGAACUCACACAACUGUAACCACGGGGAGGAUGCAGGUGUCAUCUGCUCAGGGUUUGGGACUGAAGGGAACUGGGCCCUGAGGCUGGUGAAUGGAAAUGACCAGUGUCAGGGCCGGUUGGAGGUUCUCUACCAAGGCUCCUGGGGGACCGUGUGUGACGACGAUUGGGACAUCAACGAUGCCAAGGUGGUGUGCAGGCAGCUGGGCUGUGGCUUGGCCUCGUCAGCUCCGGGAAGUGCCCGGUUCGGCCGGGGCUCGGGGCCCAUUGUCCUGGACGACGUGGGCUGCUCAGGGAAUGAGUCCUACCUGUGGAGCUGCCCACACCGAGGCUGGAACUCGCACAACUGUAACCACGGGGUGGAGGCUGGUGUCAUCUGCCAAGGGUUCGAGACUGAAUUGAGUUUGUCCCUGAGGCUGGUGAAUGGAGGCGACCGCUGUCAGGGCCGGGUAGAGGUCCUCUACAAAGGCUCCUGGGGGACCGUGUGUGACGACGACUGGGACAUCAAUGACGCCAACGUAGUGUGCAGGCAGCUGGGCUGUGGCUUGGCCAUGUCAGCUCCGGGAAGUGCCCGGUUCGGUCAGGGCUCAGACCCCAUUCUCCUGGACAAUGUUGGCUGCUCAGGGAAUGAGUCCUACCUGUGGAGCUGCUCACAUGGAGGCUGGCAGUCACACAACUGUAACCAUGGGGAGGAUGCCAGCAUCAUCUGCUCAGGGUUCAGGACAGAAGGGACUUUGGAACUGAGGCUGGUGAAUGGGAGUGACCGGUGUCAGGGCCGGGUGGAGGUUCUGUACAAUGGCACCUGGGGGACUGUGUGUGAUGAUGAUUGGGACAUCAAGGAUGCCAACAUGGUGUGCAAGCAGCUGGGCUGUGGCUUGGCCAAGUCAGCUCCACAAAGUGCCCGAUUUGGUCAGGGCUCAGGGCCAAUUCUCCUGGACAAUGUGGGCUGUUCAGCACAAGAGUCCCACCUGUGGAGCUGCCCUCACGGAGGCUGGAACACACACAACUGUAACCAUGGGGAGGACGCUGGUGUCAUCUGCUCAGGGGUUGGAACCAAUUGGACUUUGGACCUGAGGCUGGUCAAUGGAGGUGACCGGUGUCAGGGCCGGGUGGAGGUUCUUUACCAAGACUCCUGGGGGACUGUGUGUGAUGAUGACUGGGACAUCAAUGAUGCCAAUGUGGUGUGCAGGCAGCUGGGCUGUGGCUGGGCCACAUUGGCUCUGGGAAGUGCCCGGUUCGGUCAGGGCUCAGGGCCCAUUGUCCUGGACGAUAUGCGCUGCUCAGGGCACGAGUCCUACCUUUGGAGCUGCCCACACCAAGGCUGGAACUCACACAACUGUCACCACGUGGAGGAUGCAAGUGUCAUCUGCUCAGCUGCUCAGUCCCACCCGACAUUGUGGCCAGACACACGGCCAAGCACGUCCAUGCCUUCAACACCAUCAAGCACAGACUCAGUGUUUGGGACUGGAGGCGCAUUGGACCUGAUGCUGGUGAAUGGGAGUGACCGCUGUCAGGGCCGGUUGGAGGUUCUCUACAAAGGCUCCUGGGGCACCGUGUGUGACGACGAUUGGGACAUCAAGGAUGCCAAUGUGGUGUGCAGGCAGCUGGGCUGUGGCUCAGCCACAUCGGCUCCAGGAAGUGCCCGGUUUGGACAGGGCUCAGACCCCAUUGUCUUGGACGAUGUGCGUUGCUCAGGGAAUGAGUCCUACCUGUGGAGCUGCCCACACCGAGGCUGGAACUCACACAACUGUAACCACGGGGAGGAUGCAGGUGUCAUCUGCUCAGGGUUUGGGACUGAAGGGAACUGGGCCCUGAGGCUGGUGAAUGGAAAUGACCAGUGUCAGGGCCGGUUGGAGGUUCUCUACCAAGGCUCCUGGGGGACCGUGUGUGACGACGAUUGGGACAUCAACGAUGCCAAGGUGGUGUGCAGGCAGCUGGGCUGUGGCUUGGCCUCGUCAGCUCCAGGAAGUGCCCGGUUCGGUCGGGGCUCGGGGCCCAUUGUCCUGGACGACGUGGGCUGCUCAGGGAAUGAGUCCUACCUGUGGAGCUGCCCACACCGAGGCUGGAACUCGCACAACUGUAACCACGGGGCAGAUGCCAGCGUCAUCUGUGCAGGGUUUGAGACCGAAUUGAGUUUGGCCCUGAGGCUGGUGAAUGGAGGUGACCGCUGUCAGGGUCGGGUGGAGGUUCUCCACAAAGGCUCAUGGGGGACUGUGUGUGACGACGACUGGGACAUCAAGGAUGCCAAUGUGGUGUGCAGGCAGCUGGGCUGUGGCUCAGCCACAGCAGCUCCAGGAAGUGCCCGGUUCGCUCAGGGCUCAGACCCCAUUCUCCUGGACAAUGUUGGCUGCUCAGGAAAUGAGUCCUACUUGUGGAGCUGCCCACACAGAGGCUGGAACUCACACAACUGUAACCACGGGGAGGACGCUGGUGUCAUCUGCUCAGGGGUUGGAACCGAAGGGACUUUGGACCUCAGGUUGGUGAAUGGAGGUGACCGCUGUCAGGGCCGAGUGGAGGUUCUCUACAAAGGCACCUGGGGGACUGUGUGUGAUGAUGAUUGGGACAUCAAGGAUGCCAACAUGGUGUGCAAGCAGCUGGGCUGUGGCUUGGCCAAGUCAGCUCCACAAAGUGCCCGAUUUGGUCAGGGCUCAGGGCCAAUUCUCCUGGACAAUGUGGGCUGUUCAGCACAAGAGUCCCACCUGUGGAGCUGCCCACACCGAGGCUGGAACAUUCAAAACUGUAACCACGGGGAAGAUGCUAGUGUCAUCUGCUCAGGGUUCAGGACUGAUUGGACUUUGGACCUGAGGCUGGUCAAUGGAGGUGACCGGUGUCAGGGCCGAUUGGAAGUUCUCUACCAAGGCUCCUGGGGGACUGUGUGUGAUGACUAUUGGGACAUCAAUGAUGCCAAUGUGGUAUGCAGGCAGCUGGGCUGCGGCUGGGCCAUGUUAGCUCUGGGAAAUGCCUCGUUUGGUCAGGGCUUGGGGCCAAUUCUCCUGGACGACGUGCACUGCUCAGGGCAUGCAUCCCACCUAUGGAGCUGCCCGCACCGAGGCUGGAACUCACACAACUGUCAUCAUGGGGAGGAUGCUGGCAUCAUCUGCUCAGCUGCUCAGUCCCAUAUGACAUUGUGGCCAGACACUAGGCCAAGUACUUCCAUGCCUUCAACACCAGCAAGAACCAGCCCAGGUUUUGGGACCAGAGGAUCUUUGGACUUGAGGCUGGUGAACGGGAGUGACCGGUGUCAGGGCCGGUUGGAGGUUCUCUACCAAGGCUCCUGGGGGACUGUGUGUGAUGACGAUUGGGACACCAAGGAUGCCAACGUGGUGUGCAGGCAGCUGGGCUGUGGCUGGGCCUCAUCAGCUCCGGGAAGUGCCCGGUUUGGUCGGGGCUCGGGGUCCAUUGUCCUGGACGAUGUGCGUUGCUCGGGGAAUGAGUCCUACCUGUGGAGCUGCCCACACAGAGGCUGGAACUCGAACAACUGUGACCAUGGGGAGGAUGCUGGCGUCAUCUGCUCAGGGUUCGGGACUGCAGAAAAUUGGGCCCUAAGGCUGGUGAACGGAGGUGAACGGUGUCAGGGCCGGGUGGAGGUCCUCUACCGAGGUUCCUGGGGGACCGUGUGUGAUGACGACUGGGACAUCAACGACGCCAAUGUGGUGUGCAGACAGCUGGGCUGUGGCUUGGCCUUGUCAGCUUCGGGAAGUGCCCGGUUUGGUCAGGGCUCGGGGCCCAUUGUCCUGGACAACAUGCGCUGCUCAGGGAAUGAGUCCUACCUGUGGAGCUGCCCACACCAAGGCUGGAACUUGAACAACUGUCACCAUGGGGAGGAUGCCGGCGUCAUUUGCUCAGGGUUUGAGACUGAAUCAAAUUUGGCUCUGAUGCUGGUGAAUGGAGCUGACCGCUGUCAGGGCCGGUUGGAGGUUCUCUACAAAGGCUCCUGGGGGACCGUGUGUGAUGACGAUUGGGACAUCAAUGAUGCCAACGUGGUGUGCAGACAGCUGGGCUGUGGCCUGGCCACAUCAGCUCCUGGAAGUGCCCGGUUCGCUCAGGGCUCAGGGCCCAUUGUCCUGGACAAUGUGGGUUGUUUAGGGAAUGAGUCCUACCUGUGGAGCUGCCCACACCAAGGCUGGAUCUCACACAACUGUAACCACGGGGAGGACGCUGGCGUUAUCUGCUCAGGAUUCGGGACAGAAGGCACUUUGGACCUGAGGCUGGUGAAUGGAGGUGACCGGUGUCAGGGCCGGGUAGAGAUUCUCUACAAAGGCUUCUGGGGGACCGUGUGUGAUGAUGAUUGGGACAUCAAGGAUGCCAACAUGGUGUGUAAGCAACUGGGUUGUGGCUUAGCUAAGUCGGCUCCACAAAGUGCCCGAUUUGGUCAGGGCUCAGGGCCAAUUCUCCUGGACAAUGUGGGCUGUUUGGGGCAUGAGUCCCACCUAUGGAGCUGCCCUCACCGAGGCUGGAACACACACAACUGUAACCAUGGGGAGGACGCUAGUGUCAUCUGCUCAGGUUUGGGGACUCACUGGAAUUUGGACCUGAGGCUGGUGAAUGGAGGUGACCGGUGUCAGGGCCGGGUGGAAGUUCUCUACCAAGGUGCCUGGGGGACUGUGUGUGAUGAUGACUGGGACAUCAAUGAUGCCAACGUGGUCUGCAGGCAGCUGGGCUGUGGCUGGGCAACAUCGGCCAUAGGAAGUGCCUGGUUCGGUCAAGGCUCAGGGCCCAUUCUUCUGGAUGACUUGCGCUGCACACAGCAUGCACCCUUUCUUUGGACCUGUGCACACCAAGGCUGGAACUCGCACAACUGUCAUCACAAGGAAGAUGCAGGGGUCAUCUGCUCAGCCGCUCAGUCCCAUACGACAUCACGGCCAGACACACGGCCAAGCACUUCCAUGCCUUCAACACCAUCAAGCACAGACUCAGGGCAUAGGACAAAUUGGACUUUGGAUCUGAGGCUGGUUAAUGGGAGCGACCGUUGUCAGGGCCGGGUGGAGGUUCUCUACGAAGGCUCCUGGGGGACUGUGUGUGAUGACUACUGGGACAUCAGUGAUGCCAGCGUGGUGUGCCGGCAGCUGGGCUGUGGUUGGGCCAUUUCAGCUCCAGGAAGUGCCCAGUUUGGUCAGGGCUCAGGGCCCAUUCUCCUGGACGAUGUGCUCUGUUCAGGGCAGGAGUCCUUCCUAUGGAGCUGCUUGCACCGAAGUUGGAACUCACACAGUUGUAACCACGGGGAGGAUGCUGGUGUCAUCUGCUCAGAUGGCCUGGCAAAUGCCACUCACUCCCAUACGACAUCACGUCCAGACACGUGGCUGAGCACUUCCCUGUCAACAGCAGCAAGCACAGACUCAGGCACACGGCCAAGCACUUCCAUGCCUUCAACACCAUCAAGCACAGACUCAGGGCAUAGGACAAAUUGGACUUUGGAUCUGAGGCUGGUUAAUGGGAGCGACCGUUGUCAAGGCCGGGUGGAGGUUCUCUACGAAGGCUCCUGGGGGACUGUGUGUGAUGACUACUGGGACAUCAGUGAUGCCAGCGUGGUGUGCCGGCAGCUGGGCUGUGGUUGGGCCAUUUCAGCUCCAGGAAGUGCCCAGUUUGGUCAGGGCUCAGGGCCCAUUCUCCUGGACGAUGUGCUCUGUUCAGGGCAGGAGUCCUUCCUAUGGAGCUGCUUGCACCGAAGUUGGAACUCACACAGUUGUAACCACGGGGAGGAUGCUGGUGUCAUCUGCUCAGAUGGCCUGGCAAAUGCCACUCACUCCCAUACGACAUCACGUCCAGACACAUGGCUGAGCACUUCCAUGUCAACAGCAGCAAGCACAGACUCAGGCACACGGCCAAGCACUUCCAUGCCUUCAACACCAUCAAGCACAGACUCAGGGUUCAAGACAGAAGGAACUUUGGACCUGAGGCUGGUGAAUGGAAGUGACUGGUGUCAGGGCCGUGUGGAGGUUCUUUACCAAGGCUCCUGGGGUUCCGUGUGUGAUGACUAUUGGGACAUCAAUGAUGCCAGUGUGGUAUGCAGGCAGAUGGGUUGUGGUGGGGCCAUGUCGGCUCUGGGAAGUGCCCAGUUUGGUCAGGGCUCAGGGCCCAUUCUCUUGGACGAUGUGCACUGCUCAGGACAUGAGUCCUACCUAUGGAACUGCCCACACCGGAGCUGGAACUCCCAUGACUGUAACCCUGGGGAGGAUGCUGGCGUCAUCUGCUCAGAAAAGUCAGUCCUCAGGCACAGUGAGGACAGUGAUGGCAAGGAGAGAGAGCUUCGGCAGCCUGCGGUAAUGUCCACAGUGAGGGCACGUGUGAGGCGUCAGCUAGCUGCUCAGUCCCAUCUGACAAUCUGGCCAGCUUCUUCCCACGUGGCCACCAGCCCAACCACCAAUUAUUCCUGUGGAGGCUUCCUGUCCCAGCCAUCAGGACGCUUCUCCAGCCCGUUCUAUCCCAGGAACUACCCGAACAAUGCCCAGUGUGUGUGGGACAUCGAGGUCCAGAACAAUGACUGCGUGACCGUUGUCUUCAGAGAUGUGCAGCUUGAGGGGAACUGUGACUACGAUUACAUCGAAGUGUUCGAUGGCCCCUACCAAAGUUCCCCUCUCCUGGCCCGGCUUUGUCAUGGGGCAAGCGACUCCUUCACUUCCUCAUCCAACUUCAUGUCCAUCCGCUUUGUCAGCGACGGCAGCAUCACCAGGAGAGGGUUCCAGGCUGACUACUCCUCUAGUCCCUCCAACCACAGCACCAAGCUGCUUUGUCUAUCAAAUGAAAUGCAAGUCAACGUGAGCAGGCGCUACCUGCAAUCCCUGGGCUAUUCCGCCAGUGACCUUGUCAUUCCCAACUGGAACAGGGUCUACCAGUGUCAGCCCCAUAUAACAUCAAGCCAGGUGACCUUCACAAUUCCCCACUCAGGCUGCGGCACCACCCAGCAGGUCAGUAAUGACACCAUCACCUAUUCCAACAUGCUCAGAGCAGCUGCUUCAAGCAACAUCAUCAAGAGGACCAAGGACAUCCACAUUCACGUCAGCUGCAAGAUCCUCCAGAAUACUUGGGUGGACACGAUGUACAUUGUUAAUAGCAGCAUCGACAUCCAGGAAGUGCAGUAUGGCCAUUAUGACGUGGACAUGUCCUUUUAUACAUCCUCUUCAUUCUUGCAUCGUGUGACCAGCAGGCAGUACUAUGUGGACUUCAACCAGAACUUGUACCUUCAGGCUGAAAUUCUUCAUGCCAACUCCUUUUUGGCCUUGUUUGUGGACACCUGUGUGGCAUCUCCAUAUUCCAAUGACUUUACAUCUCUGACUUACUAUCUAAUCAGGAGUGGGUGUGUGAAGGACGAGACCUACGCGUCCUACCCUCAGCCCUCGCCCCACAUAGUCCGCUUCAAAUUCAGCUCCUUCCACUUCCUGAACCGCUUCCCCUCUGUGUACCUGCGGUGUAAGAUGGUGGUGUGCAGGGCUCACGACUACUCCUCCCGCUGCCACAGAGGCUGCGUGGUCAGGUCAAAGAGGGACGUGAGCUCCUACCAGGAGCAGGUGGACGUCGUCCUGGGACCCAUCCAGCUUCGACCUCUGCACACCGAGAAGAGGGGCCUGGAGGCACCACAGUAGCUGGAGGCCUGGAUAAUCUUGCCCAGACAAAUGGUGGCUCUGCGACAUGCUAUCAGAGGAAUGAAGGCUCAGGACAACGCUCAGAACUGGGCCCCAAGAACCCAAGCAGACAAGCUAGAAACCUGUGCCCUGAGCAUGGCACCCAGCAGCACCCUGACUCUGUUCACUCCAGCCCAGGCUUAUGGUGGAUGGGGGUUGAGAUGGGGGUAGGGAAAGUCAGGGGCAGCUUUUCCUAAAACCAGGCUCAGUGCUGGGUCAGAAGGUCAGGCCAGCAGCUGCUGUAUCUAAAACCCUGCAUGUGACUGUGUGCCAAUGGCUCACAGGUGCAGAGCUUCCUCUACAGAAUUAUUCUCAGACCUUUUUUUAUAAACUCACUUCUUAGGCCUGUAGUAUACAUCUUAACCUCUUGAUUUAUAGGAGAAGCCGAAUAAAGAAUUUAUUUCAA